Molecule: messenger RNA, 1996 nt
Organism: Papaver somniferum (opium poppy)
Lineage: Eukaryota; Viridiplantae; Streptophyta; Magnoliopsida; Ranunculales; Papaveraceae
Product: magnesium transporter MRS2-11, chloroplastic-like
Exons: 13
Coding region: 81-1520 (479 amino acids)
Biological process (GO): magnesium ion transport
Molecular function (GO): magnesium ion transmembrane transporter activity
Source: RefSeq, a predicted model, not a curated record
UAAUCCUUUUUUAUUAUCAACAACAAAAUCCUUCCAGAGAAUGAGAAAUUUAGAUCGGACUGAAGCGAAAUCCUAGUUCAAUGGCUGUUUCACAUCGAACAAAUCUUCGUCUUCUCCAAUUUCCACUCAUCUGUUCUUCUGAGAGAAAAUGCACUUAUGUGAUUUCAGAGGGUUCUUCAAAUUCGAACUCUCUAAUUCGAUCUUUAUUUACAUCGAAAUGUAAUUACAUAUCUCUUCGGAGGAGGAGAAAUGCUUUUUUGUUUGUUCCGGUUACAAUAUUGUUUUCUCGUAGAGUGAAAUGUUUCACAAAAUCUACUGAUGAGAAUUGGGCACUAGGAGAAAGUAUUGACCAAGAAUGGAACGAUGAUGGUGAUAAUAAUGAUGAUGGUGCUGAAUUGAGUAGUAAUUCCAGUGGUGUUGGUGAUUUUACUACUCGACAAGUUUCAGUUUCGGGGAAUCAACACUUGAAUGAACCACAGAAGUUGUCUAGUGAUUCUCUUUCAUUGGGAAUAAAGGAGCCUAUUUAUGAGGUGGUAGAAGUGAAGUCGAAUGGUGAACAAUCGAUUCAGAAGAUUAGUCGGCGGCAGCUGUUGAAAUCCAGUGGUCUUCGUCCACGUGAUAUUCGGAGUGUGGAUCCAUCGCUAUGGAUGACAAACUCAGCGCCUACUUUGCUGGUUAGAGAACAUGCUAUUCUAUUCAAUCUUGGCUCGCUGCGUGCAAUUGCUAUGCAAGAGCGUGUGCUUAUAUUUGAUUAUAACAGGAAGGGAGCAAAGGCUUUUCUAGAACAUUUGCUGCCUCGGUUAGUCCCUAAAGAUGUAAAUGGAGUGCCGUCAAUGCCAUUUGAACUAGAGGUAGUUGAAGCUGCACUGGUAUCCCGGAUACAGCGUUAUGAGCGAAGACUGAUGGACGUGGAACCUCGUGUUGUAAAACUACUGGAAGUUUUGCCCAAUCGGCUGACAGCUGAUGUAUUGGAGCAACUUCGUUUGAGUAAGCAAACCUUGGUUGAAUUGGGUUCACGAGCAGGGGCACUCAAACAAAUGCUGCUUGACCUUUUAGAAGAUCCCGAUGAGAUACGCCGUAUGUGCAUCAUGGGAAGAGAUUGCACCAUUAGGAAAGGGAGCACUGACAUGGAUUGUGCUUUUGAUGUAGACAAACAAAUCGCUGAAGAAGAAGAGGAAGAAAUAGAGAUGCUCUUGGAAAACUAUCUACAAAGAUGUGAAUCUUGUCAUGCUCAGGCUGAGAGACUGCUUGAUUCGGCAAAGGAAAUGGAAGACUCUAUUGCUGUGAACCUAAGUUCUCGGAGACUUGAGGUCAGUAGAGUGGAACUGCUUCUUCAGGUUGGCACAUUUUUUGUAGCUAUUGGUGCUCUUGUAGCAGGUAUAUUUGGUAUGAAUCUAAAGUCUUAUCUGGAAGAACAUGUGUUUGCAUUUUGGUGGACAACAGGUGGAAUCAUACUCGGUGCUUUUGCGGGAUUCUUUCUUAUGUACACUUACCUCAAGGCGAGGAAAAUAUUAUAUUAGAUGCAUUCAACAAGGUAAAUGAAAAGCCUUCCCUCCGAACUACUGGUGGUCCAGGCAGUGCCAUAGCAAGCUUUUUAGGAGCUCUAGGCAAAGUGACGAAAUGAGGUCCAAAAUGAAAAAAAUCUUUUGUUUUCAUAGAACAAUAUAGAUAGUAUACAUUAAAGCUUGCAAAUCAAACAAGAAAGUGCCACAUUUCAGGAAGGAAAAAAAACAAUUGUUUUUCUGUUAAGAAAAAGAUUAUACUCCAGCCAGAAAGGAAAGACGGGAUAGUAUCCAGCCAUUCUCUCCAGUCCAGAGUUCUAGUUCUUCUACAAAACUGAGCUGCUCUAUCAGCUAGAUCAUUAUAAUCCCUACUCAAGAAAUCUACUUUGGCAUAAUUAAAAGCAUUUAGAUUAUAUUGUACUAUUGAACCAACUUAUCUGGUUGUUAUUUGUAUACUGAUAAGAAAUAACUAAUUUAGCAUCACUGAUUAAGCA